CAUAAACUUUUUCACUUGUAAAAUAUCCAACUUUUUACUUCUGCUUCAGUCUAUCGCGAGAAGUAAAUCGAGUAGGAUGUUGUAUCGUCUUAGCAGAGAAAGUUGAAAGUUUUUGAUAAAGAAAAUAUUUUUAAAAAAACGUGAAAAAAUAAUGGUCAUCGUUGGAAAAUUAUUUAUGUUGUGAUUAAGACAUUGGAGAGAAAUUAAUUUUGAAGUCAAUAGCUUCUUAUACAAUUAUCAGUGACCAAAACCUCAAAUAGCAGUUUUGCAAUUUUGUGAAAGUUUUACAUAUAACUUCUUUCAUUGUGUCUUAAAGCGUGCAUAGAAAUUUAAUUAUUCUGCAAGAAGAGUUUCACAUCUCAAAGUUUGACCUUUAAUUCAUACAAUUUUUGGAUUAUAAAUUAUUCUUAAAAAACGACAAAAGCUCUUCAAUGCUAAAGGAAACAGAGUUAAGGAAUUGAAUUACCAAUGAACACUAUCUGAGCACAGACAAAAAAAAUAAGAAACCGAAGAAACUCAUACAUGAGCUUUAAUUAAUUAAGAUUGUUUCUUAAAAAUUUGAUUAAUUAGUGGUAAUAGUAAUUAAAUGUUUUCAUAACAAUGAAAAGGCAAACAGAACUUAAAAGUGGCCGUUGUGGCAACAACUUUAGACCUUCAACCAAAUCAUCUGUGUUACUUGUGCUUACAACGUUCUUAUUAGUCAUUCACGUGGUGAAAUCUUCGACGAUUAACGAGGAAGAAGAGACAACAGACAACAAUAGAUAUUUAAACAACAAUCCAAAUGGCUUAACGUAUUGCCAGCAACUGAGAAGCUAUGAAUCGAGACGUUCAAAAUCUUUAGGGCGUGAAGGAAGAAAUGUGAGAAUACCGAAAUGUUCCCAAGUCGGAUCAUUUGAGCCUGUACAAUGUUCGAACGAAUUAAACAGCUCAGAAUGCUUCUGCGUGGAUGAAUACGGUGUUGAAAUUCCUGGCACAAGAGUUGAAAGCGAAGAGAAAACAAACUGCAGCGCACCAAUGAAUAAUUGUUCAGCUGCAUCAUGUCGAAUGUUUUGCCCUUCGGGUUUUGCACGCGAUUUAUCAAGUGGUUGUCCAAUUUGCAAGUGCAGAGACCCAUGCAAUGGUGUAAAAUGUCCCAAUGGUCAAGCAUGCGAACCAGUUGAAGUUGAUUGUAAAGACGAUCCAUGUCCACCGAUCCCAACCUGUCGUAAAUCGAGAAGUUUCAAAGAACUUUGUCCCGCUGGUUCGCCGCUUUCUAUUGUCGGUACAAUCCGUCCAUUUUUAUGUGGCACUGACCCUGGUAAGCCAAUGUGCCCCCCACUUUACAAAUGCAUCGUUCAAACAGGAAACGAUUACGGAGUUUGUUGCCCAGCAUCAUUGAAAUAUGAGAAACCUGGAACAUGUCCAAGUGAAGACGAAGUUAUCUCGUCACCUGACACUGGCAUCAUGUGUGGCAGUCCUUGUUCUCAUGACUUGGAAUGCCCACAAAUGCAAAAAUGUUGUGGUUCAACAGUUUGUGGUCAAACAUGUCAACAAACAAAAGACUCGACAUUGUGUCAUCAAGCGAAACUUCAGUCAGAGAUUCUUUCGAUAAGCGAACGUGAGGGACGAGGAUACAUACCGCAAUGCGAUGAAAAAAAUGGACAAUUUGUCGCACGUCAAUGUUCAAAUAACGGUCUUGUGUGUUGGUGUGUCAAUCCUCAAAACGGCAAUAAAAUUAAAGGAACAAUUGGUGCGGCAAAAUCGGUGACAUGCGACAACAUUGAAAAUCUUUUGAUUAGAUCAGGUGCGAGAAGUGUUGAUGGAGCCAAUCAAUGUGAUCAAAAUAUUUGUGCUGCAAUAUGCCAAUACGGAUUUAAAACUGAUCACAGCGGAUGUAGCACUUGUGAAUGCGAAGAACCUUGUGAAGGUUUUAAUUGCCCAGCAGGCUUUUCAUGUGAAAUUGCAAAAGAUCCAAAAUGUCUGUCAGGGUCAGGUUUGUGUCAAUCCGAGCCGAUUUGCAAACCAAACAUCAUUUAUUCAAAUCCAUGUAGCUUUGGAACGCCAUUGACGAGUAACAAAACCGACGAAGUUGUUUUCUGUCGAGCAGCUGAUUAUUCUUCUCCAGAGUAUCAAGCAAAGUCAUUUUAUGACGCAAGCGUGGAAAACUCAGAUGAUAGUUCUAAACAAACUUCAACUAAAUGUCCUGAGAAAUUUACUUGCACGAAGCUUUUGGGGCAAAGUGAAAGUGUUUGCUGUCCUAUUCAUGACGAUUCCGCUGUUGCUUCUGCUCAAACUGAAUCUGAAAUCUUCGAACGACCUCAGUCAAUGUGUGAGUAUUUGCGUGACUUCAGCGAUCGAAUGGAAGGGACUGAAGAAGGAAUGUCGUUGGCCUUGAGACCACCACGAUGCAAUCCCGAUGGAAGUUUCGUUUCAAUGCAAUGUCAGAUUAUACGAGUUGCACUUACAAAAUCUGAACAUAAAAAAGUUCUCGAACAGAAUAAUAUCCGUGAGAUGAGAAAAAUUUUCAUAAAUAGAAGGAAACGAGACAUUCAAACUUUGAAGCUUGUCAGAGUUGAUAAUGGACAAGACUUUGGAACGACUGCAAAUCCCGAAGCUGACAUGAUUGUCGACUUUUUAAGAAAGAAGAUUUUUGAAUCACCUGAAAAAUUCUUAACUGACUUAUUUGGUGAUCAAAGUGAAGAAUGUAAUAAAGUUAAAGAUAAUUUGGAGUGUCUUGAUUUGACAUGUCGAAUGGGUUGCGACUAUGGAUUCAUUCUUGAUCCUGAAACGCAAUGCCCAACAUGCAGUUGCAGAGAUCCAUGCGAAAGUGUUCAAUGUGAAGAGUCUGAAGAAUGCCGAACAGUUGAAGUUUCAUGUGAAGGCGAAUAUUGUCCACCAGUGCCAGCAUGUUUCCCUAAAAAGCAAGGCCAAUGUCCAUUCCUUGUUCCACCAGCUGGUGAAGAUUCCGAAGACGCUUGUGCAUAUGAAUGUCGAUCAGAUAAUCAUUGCUAUGGAUCGAAAAAAUGUUGCUCCAAUGGAUGUGGAACUGUUUGCAUUGAACCGCAAUUUAAAACAGCAUGUCAACAUCUACAAUCUAUUCAAAUACAUCAAGCAAUCGAAUUAGGUAUGCCAGCUAAACAAAAAUACAUCGCACAAUGCAACGAUGACGGAUCGUGGAAAACAAUACAAUGUGGACCGAACAAUGUCUGUUGGUGUGUCGAUGACAGAGGAAAUGAGAAAAGUGGCACGCGAACAACUGAAGGCAUACCCAAUUGUUCCGCUGCAAAAACUUCCCAUUGUCCACAGUUGAAAUGUAAAUCAUGCGAACAUGGAUUUGAGUUCGAUGAAAAUGGUUGUAAAACUUGUGAAUGUAAGGAUUUGUGUAAGGAAAUAAAAUGUCCAUUAGAUGAACAAUGCGAACUUGUGCAAGUUGAAUGCAUCAACAGCAAUAACAACACACAACCAUGUCCAAGAAUGCCAAUCUGUACACCACUACGUGACUCUGUUUGUACUGAAGGUUUACCUUUGAAACUCAAUGGAAGGGAAAUUAAUUGUGGACCUGAAGCUGAUGCUUGUCCAACAACACAUUCCUGCAACUUAAAUCCCAUCACAAAACGAGGCGUUUGCUGUGCAAAAGGUCGUGACGUUUGCUUCGAAUCUGUGGAUUCAAUUUGCAAUGUUAGUGAGGAUGAUGGAACAGAAACUGUUGUGAAAUAUCGAUUCAACCCACGCGUCAACAAAUGUACACCUGUUCGCUUGUCAAAGACAAAAAAUUCUUCAUGCAUCAGCAAAAAUCUCUUCCACAGUGAAAAAGCUUGUCGAUCAGUGUGCCCAAUUCUAUCACAAUGUGAGAGAUUGAAGUUGAAGAAUUCAAUUGCUGCACGAAGACGAGCUGAUAAAUCUGACAUUUGGUUCCGACCCAGAUGUGAUCCAGAGAAUGGAUCGUGGAGUGCUGUUCAAUGCAUUGGUGAAAAUACAAAUGAAAAUACUCGAGUCUGUUGGUGUGCUGAUAAGAAAGGAUCGCCGAUUAAAGGAUCAUUGACGAAGGGACAAGAACCAGUUUGUAAUCAUCGUCAAGCACGAAUGCAAGCUCGAAUGCAUGUUGAAGAAGCAGAUCCAAUGAUGGAAGAACUUAUUCGUCAAAUCACCUUCUUGACUGAUGAAAGUAACUUCCUUGAUGAAGAUGAAGUGAAAAAUGAAGCGAUUGGAGGUGCAACUGAAAGGAUUUUUGAUGUGUCAGGGAAAUUAGGACAAAGCAGUCAACGACUUAUUGCUUCUACUACACGUUGUGACGCUCUUCGAUCAACAGCACAUUUCGUUGUCAAUUGUGACGAAGAAGGAAACUUUCUCGCAACACAAUGCAAUCUCGAUACGUGUUGGUGUGUAGACGAAGCUGGAAAUCAACUUCCAUGGAGUAGCACUUUUAGAAAAGGAACGAAAAAUUGUGAACACACAAAACUUGAUGCUGUAGAAAUUGAACUUCAUCUGACAAAUCCAAAUGAAGUUAAAUUAAGGAAUUUGUACGAUGUUUUGAACGAAGAUUUGAAGAAUCUUGUUGGUGAUGGAUUCAUGAACUUCCGUGUGCAAGAAAAUUCAGAUAAAAGUGUGACAAUGAAGUUUGAUUUAGUAGAUGAACAUAAAACCAAUCAAGCUUUUGCUAUUGAAGAAAUGAGUAAAGAACAAAACUUAUUCUUGUUCCAUGGAAUGCUUCGGCCCGACAUCACACAGUCGAAAUUCUCUCACAAAAUACCGAUGACAAAUAUUCAAGACGCUCAAAAAUCUUCACUUGGCAUUCCACAAAACACAUUUCAUACGAUUGUGUUCAUCAUUGCGACAUCAUCAGCAUUCAUGAUUAGCAUUCUCGUGAUUUACGUGAUGCUCAAGAAAGGAAAAAGCAAGGACAAAUUGCAUUAUGUGAAUAAUAAAAAUAUUCAUUCGGGUGAUAAGUAUAUCGAUUACACAUCGCCCAUAUUUGUUUUAAGUGCCAAUGACGUACCAAGAACCAGUAAAAGUAGUUGAACAUAAGUCUUAAUUAUAGCGAGUCUUUAAAUUUAUUCAAAAGUUUGUCAGUUUUUUUUAUUAUUUGAUGGUUUAUAAAACCUUCACAUAUUUGAAAUCGCACAAGAAUUUCUUAAUAAAAUUGACAUGAACACAUCUGACGAAGGCACACAAAUUCGUCCCAUGUGAUCAUGCUGAUCGCUGUUAGUUUUUAAAUGACAAUUUCUUUAGUUGUGCUUGAUUGAUUUAUCGUGAAAGUGAAAAUAAAAUUUCUUUAUUUAUUGUAUGAUAAACUUUGUGUUGAAAUAAAAUUUCUUAGAAAUAAAUCGAAAGAAUUUUAAUUUUCCACUUAUUUACUUAAAGCUUGAUCAAGAUCAGCAAUCAAAUCUUCGAUAUCUU
Clunio marinus is the source of this 5376-nucleotide messenger RNA. Lineage: Eukaryota; Metazoa; Arthropoda; Insecta; Diptera; Chironomidae. The record is from the annotation of a GenBank genome assembly.